AUGGAGAUCACGGCGAGCUCACUGGACGGUUCCGUCAUCUUCCACGCCAUCAGCGAAAUCUCAGGUUUCCUUCUCUUCAUGCACCAGCAAAUCCCCGCAUUGUUGCAGGACAUCACCGCGGAAUUCGAUUCGCGCUGCGAGAACUACAAAGACUUGGAACUUGCUCAGAGAGAAGACCAGGUGAAGCCGGCGCUGCGGAGAAAGCACGCCGGUGAAAUGAGGGAAGCCAAGCGAGGGAUUCAAAGGUUCCAGAAGCUGAUGGCCGGCGUUUCGCAUUUCCAGACGGCGCUGAAGACGAUCCUCACCGAAACUCCUCGGUUCGAAAAAGCGCUUCUGAUUCUCGGAGGGAAUCCAAUGCGGCCUCAACACGUGUACGAACUGAGCUUCUUCUCCGGAAGAAGUGCUGGUGGUGAAGAAGUUGAUUUUGGGAAAAGCAGAGCGGCGGAAGUGCUUUGUAAAAAAGCGAUUCGGGGGUUGGUAACGAAGAAUGUGGGGUCUGUUUCGUAUCCGGGGCCUUUGAAGCUGUUCUUGAUGGUUAAGGCGCCCUCUUGUUUCAAUCAGCCUCUGCAUUUUCUUCCCAAGCGAGAUUUUAAAUACAGCAACAAGAUUGUGCCCAUGAGGUUAAGCUUCAAGAGCAAAACAGAGAACCAGAGCAUUGAUCAGUUUUUGCAAACCGGCAGCUCCAAUGGCUUCGCUGAGUCUGAUUCAGAUGGAGGUGAUUUUAUAUGGUUUCAAUGCCGACAUGUAAUCAAGGGCCUGGCGUUUAACACAGAAGCUGAAGGAGGCAUAGCUCAGCAUUUUUCAUAA
Molecule: messenger RNA, 807 nt
Organism: Fragaria vesca subsp. vesca
Lineage: Eukaryota; Viridiplantae; Streptophyta; Magnoliopsida; Rosales; Rosaceae
Exons: 5
Coding region: 1-807 (268 amino acids)
Biological process (GO): regulation of exit from mitosis
Cellular component (GO): nucleus
Source: RefSeq, a predicted model, not a curated record